CCGGCCCCUGCUGUCAAUCACACAUUCCCCCCGACCCGACCCGACCCGACCCGACCCGACCCGUCGCCAUGGAGCUGGACUUCGGCCACUUUGACGAGCGAGACAAGUCGUCCCGGACCGGCCGGGGCGGGCGGACGAACGGGCUGCCCAGCCCCACCCACAGCGCCCACUGCAGCUUCUACCGCACACGCACCCUGCAGGCGCUCACCAACGAGAAGAGGGCCAAGAAGGUGCGCUUCUACCGCAACGGCGACCGCUACUUCAAGGGCAUCGUGUACGCCGUGGCCGCCGACCGCUUCCGCACCUUCGACGCGCUGCUGGCCGACCUCACGCGCUCGCUCUCCGACCACAUCAACCUGCCGCAGGGCGUGCGCUUCAUCUUCACCAUCGACGGGGCCAGGAAGGUCACCUGCAUGGACGAGCUGGAGGAAGGCGAGAGCUACGUCUGCGCUUCGGAGAACUUCUACAAGAAGGUGGACUACACCAAGAACGUCAACCCCAACUGGUCGGUGAACGUGAAGGCCUCGGCCAGCCAGAAGAACCUGCAGGCGCUGGCCAAAGGGGGCGCCAGCGGCGACCCGCGGGACGCCAAGGAGUUCGUGCGGCCCAAGCUGGUGACGGUGAUGCGCAGCGGGGUGAAGCCGCGGAAGGCCGUGCGCGUGCUGCUGAACAAGAAGACGGCGCACUCCUUCGAGCAGGUGCUCACCGACAUCACCGAGGCCAUCAAGCUGGAGAGCGGGGUGGUGAAGAGGAUCUACACGCUGGACGGCAAGCAGGUGACAUGUCUGCAGGACUUCUUCGGCGACGACGACGUGUUCAUCGCCUGUGGGCCGGAGAAGUUCCGCUACGCUCAGGACGACUUCUCGCUGGAUGAGAACGAGUGCCGGGUGAUGAAGGGGAACCCUAAAGGCGGUCUGCAGAAGGCUAAGAGCCCCGGACCCAUCCGCCGCAGCAAGUCCCCCACCGAGUCCACCAAUGGGACAGGCUCCAGUAGUCAGUUGUCCACUCCGAUCUCCAAGCAAUCUCCCAUCUCUACCCCCACCAGCCCUGGCAGCCUGCGUAAGAACAAGGACCUGUAUCUGCCCCUGUCUCUGGAGGAUGAAGACUCAAUGGGGGACUCCAUGUAGAGUCACGUCUGAGCCAGCGCCCCCUCCCUGUCCUGUGUCACAUGACCCGUCGCCAUGGCACUGCCAUCUCAUCGCCACGCCGACUCCAGUGUCCGACAGCCCCGUCCAUGUGCUCCGUCCCCUGCGUUGCGUGUAAAAAUGUCCCCUGCGUUACGUGUAAAAACGUCCUCCUCACACAAGCACUGGCUGCUUGGUUCCUUUUGCUGCUUCUGAAUUCUCAACUGAACCAUUUCACAUUCACAUCUUUUUAUUUCCUGCCAAAUGUGGGGGAACUAUUUUGGGAUUUCCAUGUUAUGCAGACUUUACUGCCCUGCUGAAAAAACUGCUUUAGCUAGGUUUUGAAAUGGCUGGUAGCUGGUUGACCAGUUCAGACCAGCUCCCAGCUUGACAUGGUUUGACCAGCUCAAGUUAUGUUUUGAAACAGACAAACUACCAGCACUAGCUGGUUGACCAGCUCAUACCCAGCUAGACCAGCUUUAUGACCAGCUUGGCCAUGCUGGUUGACCAGCUCAUACCCAGCUAGACUAGCUUAUUACCAGUUAACCAGCUCAAUUUUCAAGCUGACAUAGCUGGAUUUUGCAGCAGGGUGGUUAUACAAAUUAAACUAGUAACUUUUCUUGGUGACAGAGUAGAACAUCCAGUAUGUUAACGGUCAUUGUCAUUUUUAUCUGUGUACUGUAUGUGUGUUUGCAUAUGCAGACACGUUCUAUGUGUGCCUGUGAAUGUGUGUAUUUGUAUCUGCGUGUGGGUGUGUGUGAGAGUUUGCAUGUCAAAAACAAGAUAUUUAUUCAACCAGAACACAUUCCUCUCUACAACGUUUGGUCAUGUCAUGAGUAAUUGGAUCUUUCAUGCAGUUGUUGAAUUCUAAGCAGCAAAAAUAUGUUCAGGGGUGUGGCGGUCUGACCUGAGUUGUUGCAUUAGCGAUCCGUAAUCUUCUUCUUUCUGGUCCUUUCGCAAGCACUUCAUCCUCACAAUUCAAAGCUGUAGACGUAAACCCUGUAGACAAUUCAGAAAGGUUUUUCCUGUGUACAUAUUGUAUAGUCAUCGCUUCAUUCCUGUUAACGUGUAGAAGUCACGACGCGUCGUCAUCACACUCGUCACAGAAACGGUGGAACUAGAGGGAUAGAGAGGCACCGCGCAGCAUGGGUGCGUCUCUGCAAGGCACUGCGGGAUCAUGCUCUGGAACGCCUUCCAACGGCCGUCCCAGGGGCAUGCGGGGCAGAGACGCGUAGUUUCAGCGGUCUGCGAGUAGGCUAGAGCACAUUUAGGGCUUCCAUCACGCUGAGGAGGAGACGCACAGACGAGACAAGUGGAGUAAAGCCGCUAAUAGACGAACGUGAAAUGCGUCUUUGAAUUUUCUGAUAAUUUGGGAGUGCGUCCACAUCAGGAAUGGUUCUACCGUUCUCCAUUAAAGCAUCGUCAGUGUGAAGUAGAAUUUUGUACGUUUUACCGUCAUUAUGAGGCAGUGGGUUGACGCUGAAUUCGACCCUGGUACAGACAAUUAUUUUACGGUGGUUGUGAUCCUUCCUUAAUUUUAUGGAUGCAUCAUACUAUGUUACGCAUCCCUCUGUUGACUAUGAUGGAUGAGUCCCUCUGUGGCUGGGGUAGCAAUACAUUGUCCCUGUUUCAGAUAAUCACAGAUACCAAGACCCUGAGAUAUUUGAAUAGCGUACUGUAGAGGUGUUUUAAUUUAUACCCUGGUUAUUAUUACAGCCAGAGCAUGUGGCCCAGUGACGUCAAUUUAUCAAAUGAAACCUUUAAAAUUCUCAAAUUAUGUUUAUGAAAUUGCAAAAAAUGCAUAUGAAAUAUUAUUUGCAUUGUAAUUUAAGUUGUAUAAACGGAAUGGACCAGUAAAAUGUCCGGUGUUGAUUCAACAGAGUGCAUUGGGACCAUAUGUACUCCGCAUGAGUUCAUUUAGCACUGAAGAUGUCACUGUGUGGUAGAGGUGGACUAACUCUAGGAUUUUACACAUUUGUAGCUGGACAUAAAGCAGUCCUCUUGGGUAAUUUAAUCUAGUCAGGGUCACCCUCGAGGAUAGUAUGAUGAACCAGUUGGCACAGCUAAGGGCAGAGACACCAGAAUUCAGUCCAUGGCUUCUCAUUGCUCACGUCUACAGACGGAAAAAAAGCAACACACGGGCGCAAGUCUUUCUGCUACACCUCUGUUUAUUCCCCCGAGAGCACCGCAACGUCUGUACGAACGUAAACGCGUGUUCUCGCGGCAGGGCGCUUUUUUUAAACAUGUAAAAAGGUAUUUCUGUCACGUUUUCUGGGGGGAAUUUCGAAAACUUUUUAUCCAACCUGUUGUAUCAUGUUUUUUCGCCCUACUACAUUUUUCUACUGUGUGACAUUAACGAUGUGGGUUUUUCCUGUGAAGCUCCGAGCAUCACGAGAGAGGCGCUGAGAGUGCCCCUCUCCUUUGGUGCCUUUUUUAGAUGGUGACCUUUUGAUAAAGUGAACAGAAACACAGGCCUUUCAUUUUGCUGAUGAGCAGUUUGUAACCGUUUUUAAAUGUCUGGACUUUUUGGACUAACUUCAGUGCAGUGUAAGCUUUCAUGAUCUGUUUAUUACAUCUUGUUUUAACGGGAUACUAGGAAACAAUUGCGCAGGACGAUGUGUGUUUUUCUGCUUUUUUGGGUUGACUAGGAAAAUGCUCUUUGCUAUGUUACAAGUGGUUUCUAUCUAUGUAUUAAUAUAAUCCAUUUUGCAAUUAAAAGAUUCGUAUUCCA
Conger conger (European conger) is the source of this 3855-nucleotide messenger RNA. RefSeq names its product neuronal migration protein doublecortin-like. The transcript is spliced from 6 exons. The record is from RefSeq and is a predicted model, not a curated record. The coding region runs from base 69 to 1127 and encodes 352 amino acids. Gene Ontology annotation, biological process: axoneme assembly; photoreceptor cell development; intracellular signal transduction. NCBI's taxonomy places the organism in Eukaryota, Metazoa, Chordata, Actinopteri, Anguilliformes, Congridae. Gene Ontology annotation, cellular component: axoneme.